AUGAAAAUCAACUUGACCGACAUCCCGGAUCCGGGCGGUCGAUACGAGUUGGGCGAUCUGCUGGGGUACGGAGUGUACGGAAAAGUCUAUUCCGCAGUGGAUAAUCAAGCGAGCAAGAAGAAAGUCGCCGUGAAAUGCCAGAAAUACCAGACCGGCUCGAAAGAGUUCGUCGAGGAGGAGUACAGGAUAUUGAGGGAUUUCAGCAAUCACGCGAACGUGGUCGAUUUCUACGGCAUAUUCAAGAAGAACAACGAAAUUUGGUUCGUCUUGGAGCCAUGCGACGGGGGUUCAGUCAUCGACUUGGUCAAGCGCUUGUUCGCGAAAAAUCGAAGGAUGGUCGAGGAGCACAUUGCUUAUGUCAUCAAAGAGACACUCCGGGGGUUGAUACACCUUCACGAAAACAAGAUCGUCCAUCGCGAUGUCAAAGGCAGUAACAUACUUCUGACCAAAGAGGGAGAAAUAAAACUUAGCGAUUUCGGCCUUUCCAAAAUUCGAAGUAGCAGUGACGAGCGUAUGUCCGUGAUUUUGGGAUCGCCCAGCUGGAUGGCUCCAGAGCUGGUCAAUAUCGGAUCCAAUCAGAAUGAAUUGGGCUAUAAUGAUAAGGUUGAUGUUUGGUCACUUGGAAUAACAGCAAUAGAAUUAGGUGAUGGAAAGGCGCCUUUCCAAGACAUGCAUCCUUCCAGAACUUUGUUUCAGAUAGUGGCCAAUCCACCUCCAGCUUUGCAAAAAAUAUCCAACUGGACAGAAAAUUUUCAUGAUUUCAUUAGCGAAUGCCUAGUCAAAGAUCAUGAGUAUCGCCCGUGCGUUAUGGAACUAAUCGAGCACCCGUUUCUAUCCGAAAUCCCCGACAACAAUUACCAUCUAACAAUAGAAUUAAAAAGUCUAAUCAAUGACCUGUGCGUGGGAAAACCGGGCUCAAGGAAACCCGAUGUUGUCGUGCAUGGGAAAUUUUUAAAACGGGACAUCGAUGGCGACAUGGAGCCGAUUUACGAAGAGGACUUGGCCGCAAUUCACCCCGUUACCGAGCGGGACAUCUUGGAAAUCCUCGAAAGGCGCAUGGAAACGGGCGAAAUUUACGUUUACAUUGGCGAUAUUUUGCUUAGUUUGAAUCCAAACGAGCGAAAAUCAAUUUACGGGAACGAGUUCCAUCAAAAGUACCAAUUCAAGUCAAGAUCAGAUAAUCCACCGCAUAUCUAUGCUAUAGCUGAUAAUGCUUACCAGAACGCCCUUCACCACAAAAUGGUCCAGCAAAUAGUGUUGUCUGGAGAAUCGGGAUCUGGCAAAACGACGAAUUAUCUCCACUUAGUGGACCAUCUCCUGUACCUCGGCGAGAACACCAGCGUAAGCUCGACGAGGAUACAAAAUACAAUAAAGCUAAUCCACUCAUUCAUGCACGCCACCACACCUUCCAACAUCUACUCCACGAGGUCUGUUUUCAAGACCGAAUUAAACUACGGAAAAACCGGCAAAAUCAGCGGCGCCAGCUUCAAAGUUCACUGCAUAGAAAAAUCUAGAAUAUCCCUAACAGAACCAUCCCAAAGCAACUUCCACAUUUUCUACUACAUAUACGACGGUCUGGUAGCCUCCUCUUCACACGAAAAGUACUACCUGAAAUCCCACAGGAACUACUCUUACCUCAAAACCUCGAACAAACUACCGGCAACCUCGCCCAAAGACGACAUCGACGCCAACAGGGCCAAACACAAGAAAAUCUGCAGCUACUUGGAGGAGCUGCAGUUUUCCGAGGAAGAGACAUCGACCAUACACGCCGUGAUAGCGGCGAUUUUGCACUUGGGCGAAGUGGCUUUCGAGGAAAGCGAGGAAAUGUACGCGGUGUUGCAAGGCAAGGAAGAGGCAAAGAAUUUCGCGAAGCUCUUGGAGAUCGACGAGAAGAAGAUUUGCUGGACGUUGACGAAUUACUGCGCUGUGAAGGGAGGUAACGCUUAUAAAGUCAAGCAAUCCUACGAUGAGGCUAAAGAGGCUAGAGAUGUACUAGCCAACACUUUAUAUGCCAGAUUAGUGGAUUAUGUAGUCGGAACUAUCAACAACAAAUUAUCCUUUGGCAAAGCUAUUUUUGGUAAUAGUUACGCUAUAAAGGUGUUGGACUUUUUCGGCUUCGAAUGUUUCAAACAAAACGGAUUUUCUCAAUUGAUUGUUAACACAUUCAACGAACAAUUGCAUUACCAUUUCCUACAGAGAGUAUUCGCUUGGGAACUUCAAGAUCUUCAAGAUGAAAAUAUCGAAUUUAUUCCGGUAUCGUAUUAUAGUAACAAAGAUACAUUAAACGAAAUACUGGGAACCCCCGAAGGGCUGUUUUCGGUACUGGAUGACGCAUCUAAAAAAGGCCACGGUGGUUGUUACGUAGCAGAUAACCUGUACAAUGAUGAUAAAAAGAAAAUAAUGAUUUACGAUGAAGGCGCUUUCACCGUUAUGCAUUAUACGGGAAAAGUGACCUACAGUUGCAAAAGCAUGCCUGAAAAAAAUAGAGAUUACCUCGCGCCUGAAAUAAUCGAAACAUUAAGAGGCUCCAAGAAUCCCAUUAUAUCCACGAUGUUUACAGCAAAAUUGGACCGCACGGGAAACUUAAUAAUGGCCCCAGAAGAAUUAAGAAAAACAAAAUACGGAUUCCAAUCAAAGGUCCUUACCGAACAACGGCAGUAUUCCCAAAUCAAAAGGAUGCGCACCCAGUCGGCUGUGUUCAGGUCCUUGUGCAUUGAGCUGCUCAAAGAGCUCUCUGUGGGCUCCAGCGCGGGCGGCACCCAUUUCGUCAGGUGCGUCAGGACUGAUCUCAAAGGGGUUCCCAGGAAUUUCAAGAGAGAGCUCGUCAAGCACCAGCUAAGAGCCAUGGCGGUCAAGGAAACGGCCAAAAUCAGGCAAAGGGGCUUUUCGCAGAGAAUAUCCUUCUCGGAGUUUUUGAGACGGUACAAAUUUCUGGCUUUCGAUUUCGACGAAAACGUCGAUGUAACCAAAGACAACUGCAGGCUCCUCAUGAUCCGAUUGAAAAUCGAGGGCUGGGCGUUGGGAAAAUCCAAAAUAUUUUUGAAGUAUUACAACGAGGAAUACCUAUCCAGAUUGUACGAAACCCAAGUUAAAAAAAUCGUCAAAAUUCAAAGCAUAUUGAGAGGCUUCUUGGUGAAGUGCAGAAUGGCGAAGAAAGUGAAACAAGAACAAAGAGCUUGCGUCGGUCAAUUAAAAACCAGACGAAGAAGCAGCGUCCUAACGGAAGACGAAGCGGCCGAAAUCAUCCAAAAGGCUUACAGAAACGCUGCAAAACGUAAAGACGUUCUAGAAUUAUAUAGUCAAUUAAAUGAAAAGGAUAAGAAUUUUAUCAGGCCGUUCGCCAAGAAAUGGAGGACGAAGAGCUUGUUUUCGGUAUUAAUGCGUUAUAGGGGAAAGAGGAUUCAAGAUUUCUUCAAUUUGUCUCAACAAGUGCACCUCUACAACAUGGAUGCUUACCAUAAACUCCUUCAGACUCAAGAUGGUAUUAAUCUCGACCAAGUUGACAAAAAAGCCCAAAUCAGCACCUAUCUUAACAACGUGAACAAUUCAGUGUUAAAACUGUACUUUCGCCUAGAAGAUAUUCCUUUCUACAACACUACUCACAUGUCUAACUUGCUGACUAAUAUUGGCGAAAUAACCACAGCCCAAGAAUCCUGGGAUAGCCCGUACAAAUGGCGGGAAUCCAGAUCGCAAACCAAAGAAGAAUCCACUGACGAUGACAUGGAAACCAACGAAGCUCUAUCGAAUCUAAAGUAUAGCAGGGAACCAGACGAAGACGUCCCGACGCUUGCGAGCCCAGCGGAAUCUGAAGAUGGUAAAGACAUGAAAGACAACAUCAACGAAACGACGAGAACAAAAAUAAACAAAUUAGACGGCAUCAAAGGUUUCGAGGAGAGGAACACCGUGCAAAACAACCGGUUCAACGUAAACCUGCGAAAAGUCGAUUGCUCCAGCAAGACCAAAACCUCGACGGUGAACUUCACCAUGAACUCGUCGCCGGCUAAUAAGGAUUUCGACUAUAUCAAACCGAAAUCCACGCAAGUUAAACCGAAAUACACCGCCAGUCCCGUCGAGGAGCUCAGGAACAUCGCGAGGAGAGACAGCAACGCCUCCGACGACGAUCCCCCCUUCAAUUUCCAAGGGAUGCUCAGGAAGACCAACUUCAGGAGGGAAUCGCUCAAAAACGCCGUUCAAACUGUGCGAAAGUUGUCCCUUAAAGACCACGAGAACAACAUCAUCAACAAGUUGUCGAACGGUCACUUGGACAACGAAGCUGUGAAUGGGAAGCACUGUUCUAUAGAGAUUUUGCCAGGGCUUGUCAUGGAAGGGGUCGAAAUUGAGCUUUAA
Phyllotreta striolata is the source of this 4347-nucleotide messenger RNA. Lineage: Eukaryota; Metazoa; Arthropoda; Insecta; Coleoptera; Chrysomelidae. The record is from the annotation of a GenBank genome assembly.